AUGAAAUAAACAAAGUGCUUGAUAAUCAAUCUUGUGAUCUUCUACUUGCUUGGAUUACUUUUAUUUUUUAGAGGAUAUUUCAUAGAUCGUAGAUACUUAUUGGAUACAACUGAAGGAAAGAUGAAACCGACGUAACCCGUAAUAUUUUUGAUCAUUGAUUCAUUCCGUAUUGAUUUAGCAGUGAGUCAACAUUUCACAUUUUUCAAAAAUAUGACUGAAAACAAGCCAGAUUAAUCCCUGUUUUUUUUAUCUUUUGCUGAAGUCCCUACAGUUACAGGUCCAAGAUUGUAAGCUAUGACAAGCGGCAAUUUCCCCCCUUUAUCCAAAUUAUUGGACAAUUUCCAUGCUUCAGAAAUUAAAGAAGACAAUAUAAUGUUUCAAAUGAACAAAUUUAAUAAGAAGACUCUCUUUUCUGGAGAUGAUACUUGGAUAGGACUCUAUCCUGAUUAAUUUACAGUCAAAUUCCCUCAGAAAUCAUUCAACAUAGGAGAUAUGCAUUCUGUAGAUCAGUUUAAUUGUGAUAAAAUACUUGAGAAUUUGGAUAAAGGAUUUGAUUUAAUAGUAUCCCAUUUUCUGGGAUUGGAUCAUGCAGGUCACAAAAAUAAUAAAGUAUUAAAUAAUCCUGAUCUAAAUUAAAAAUUAAGUCAAUUAGACCAGAUCAUUGCACUCAUAUACGAGAAAAUGCCAAAUGAUACUGUUUUAAUAGUUGCUGGUGAUCAUGGAAUGGCAAAUGAUGGCAAUCAUGGUGGAAAUAGCACUGAAGAAACCAACACUUUAUUUUUUGCAACUAGGAAAUAAGGAAAGUUUUAUCCCAAUUAUAUGAAACACAUUCCUGAACUAUAAGAUAAUUAUCAAUCUCCUUUAAUCAACUAAACUGAAUAUAUUAGGAAAAUCAGCUAAAUUGAUAUUGUACCAACUCUAGCCACUCUCUUAGGAGUUCCAAUACCUUUCAGUAAUCUUGGCUACCUUAUGAAUGAAUUUUUUAAUAGUGAAGAGCAUUGUCUUAAUAAUCUAAAGUAAGUAUGGCAUUUUGUUGAAACUGUACACAGUCGAUAAGGCAAGUUUAGUUAUUUUUAAAAAAGCUAAUGGCAAACUCAAUACUCAGAAGUUAAGACUUGCAAAGAUGCUUUAAUUCUUAUGAAUGAUAUCUAGGCUGUUUCACGUAAAAUAUGGAAUGAAUAUGAUAUUCCUUUACUCAAUUUGAGUUUUGUGCUUCAAGGUUUGAUUGUCGUAUUCUUCAUUCUUGUUAUGGUGAUAUUAUUUUAAGCCUAAUAAAACGAUGAUCUCAUAACAAUACAAUAAAUUACUGCUGCUUUUAAGCAUGUCUUAUAAAAUAAUAAAAAAUCAUCUAUAGUCUUAGCAAUAUUAUCAAUCUUUUUAUUUCUAUUAUAUGAACUAGAAAUCCUAAUAACAUUCCUCCUUAUUGUGCUGAUUGCUUAUAUCGAUUUUGGUUUAUUAUUAAAAGUCAAAAAAAAUCACAUUUAAAAUUUGAAUUAAUACUAAUGGGAUUUAAUUGAAACACCAGAUUCCAUUAAAUUAAAUAAUCGCUUCUCAAAAUUGCUUUAAACUGCAGUGUUUUUCUUUUUCCUUUACAAAAUAUUCCUUCAAGGCAACUUAUUAUUAUCAAUUCAACAAAAAAAGUUUGAAGAGAGGUAUCUCUAUAAUGAAAUUAUUCAACUAAUAGUGUUAAGCUCAGUAAUUGGCAUAUUUAAUUUUAUAUCAAGAUUAAUUGACACUUAAGAAGAUUCAUCAACAUUAUUUAAAGUAAAAGACGUUAUCAUCUCAUGUAUAAGCGCCAUUAUAAUUUACUUUGCUUUAAAUUUCGAAUAAUUUUAUUUGACAUUUUAACACUACGAAAUUUUAAAUUAAUCAUUUUAUAUGUUAUACUUGCCUGUAAUAUUUUUACAUGGUUGUUUGUUUAUGUAUCAUAAAAAGAGUCCAAUUUUAGAUAAAAUAAUUGCAUAAGCAGGUUUAAUCUUAAUAGAUAUUUUUUACAUUUAUCCGAAUGCUUAGAUGGAGGAUUAACCAUAUAAGGAAUGGGUGGUCUUGCAUAUUCCAAAAAUCAUCUAUAUCAUUUCUAUAUACUAUUAUUUUUCAAAGGAUCCAAUAUUUUUGAUGCUUUCUUGUAUAGUAGUCUCUGAUAAGUAUGGGUUAGCCAUAUACUCAUAUGAAAUAUUAAUUUUUAUCUGUAUCUACUAUCAUUGGAGGAACUUGGUGAAAUUUUCACUGCUCUCAUUUUUUGCUAUGAUAUCAUUAAUUUGUCAAAUUACUUGGUUCAUUUUUGGAAAUAGAUGCACAAUAUCGUCAAUCAAAGUGGAUAGAGCCUUUGUGGGUGUAAAGGAAUUUCAUUUAUGGUUAAAUCCUUUAAUUUUGACUCUGUUUUUAUUGGGACCCUAUUUGAUUGGUUUGAUAUUUAUAAAAUAUAUUGGUCCAAAAUUAUGUAAAUACGGAGAGCUGAAUGAAAGAUAAGUGAAGAAUUCAAAUAAUCUGUUCAAAUUAAUGUUCCUAUUUAAUUUUUAUCUUCAAGUUUAAUUCACUCAAAUCCACAGUUAUGAAAAUGCAGGAGGAUUGAUUGAUGUCCAAUUUAAGUAUAUAUUUGAUAGCGUGACCUUGUUGAUUGUUAGUUUAUUGAUGUUGUUGAUUUGA
Messenger RNA from Paramecium tetraurelia, 2646 nucleotides. RefSeq lists its product as uncharacterized. Gene Ontology annotation, biological process: GPI anchor biosynthetic process. The record is from RefSeq and is a predicted model, not a curated record. The transcript has 3 exons. NCBI's taxonomy places the organism in Eukaryota, Ciliophora, Oligohymenophorea, Peniculida, Parameciidae. Gene Ontology annotation, molecular function: mannose-ethanolamine phosphotransferase activity. Gene Ontology annotation, cellular component: endoplasmic reticulum membrane.